GCGUGUUUUGGUGAAUUAAUUCGGUAAAUCCAUGACUUACACUGGGGCAGUGGAGUUAUCUACAAGGAUAAGAUGUAUGAUUGCUGUGAUAAUGACAUUAGCAUACUGUGACCAGGUAGGUCGGGAUCAAUCUUGUUAGACAAGGCUAAAAGCUGCACAUUCAGACACUUCACAGUCCAUGGCGAGCUCACGUCAGCAAAAAGCACCAACAGCAUCCCAUCUCUCUCUCUCUCCCACUCUCUCGCUCUCCAAUCUCUCUCUCUCUGUCUCCCACUCUCUCUCUCUCUCUCCAACUCUCUCUCCCCCACUCUCUCUCUCUCUCACUCUCUCUCUCCCACAGACGCAAAAAUGGUCGAGAUGGUCCAAAACCAAGGCUAAUGGUGCACUGAUGUGAACGCAGCGUCGCAGCGUGUGUGUGAGUGUAUGAGAGAGAGAGAGAGAGAGAGAGAGAGAGAGAGAGACGGUGUGUUUUCUCCUUUCACAUCCCCGUGCUGUGUGGCUGAAGACGUCAACAUCCGCCACAGCGAGCCUUCGUGUCGGACUCCGGCGGGAUUCAGGGCUUCACCUCGGUCAGUAGAAACUGAGAGCAGACCUAGCCGAGUUGUAGAGACGUUUCCACAGCGUGUCAGUCGGAUUUACCGACCUCACAGAGUCAAGCGGAUAAACCGAGACACUUAUUUGUUCAGGUUUGGACCGAAUUCUCUUUAAAAAAAAAAAAAAAAAAAGAAAGAAAGAACGAAAGAAAGAAAAAAAAAAGAAAAGAAAAGCUGACAGGAUUGUUCUCGCGUGCGUCUCUGUGUUGAUGUUUUUGGAUGUCUCGUGCUGACCGGAAGCACCACUGGGAUGGAGAUGACACAUUUCUUUCUGUGUAAUGAUGCUGUUUUUAAACAAACCGGCGAUGUUGUUGUUGUUGUUGUUAUUUAUUUUUUUAUUUACGCGUGCGUGUUAAAACGUUUCAGUAAUGCCUGAGACAACAUUGUAAUCUCCGCUUUGUUGUAUUUUCCUGUCGAAUUGAGUUAAAAAGCAAGUGGACUCAUUGGGUUUUUGACAUCUUGACAUUAUCACAGCUGAAUAUUUCUACAGUAAUAUAGACUACUCCAUCAGGACUUGGAGAUUUCUCUCCAGGACUUGUUUCAUUGUCAGCCCCGCAGUCAUUAGGAGUCAGUGUGCUGUUGUGAAUUAACGUCGUCUAACGAGUGUCGUUAUAGAGGGGGAACAAGAAGAAGAAGAAAAAGAAGAAGAAGGAGAAGAAGAAGAGGCAAAGCUCAUUUCCGGUGUGUCAAUCAGUCGUGGCGGUUUUCUCUUGAGGGAUGAAAGUAAAAGCUCCAUCACUCUGAAAGGCUGGACUUGUUUUCCAUUAAAGACCUCGCGCAGGAGAAAAGGGCGGGAAACUUGGCGCUGUCAUCACGCGCUUCUUUCACGCGCAUCCUCUGCCUUUCUGCGUUUCUCGUCCAGGCUCCUGAGUUUCGGCUGUAAUCAUGGAUCUUAGAGGCGAAAACGACGACGACAACGUGGACUGCGAGCGACCGGCGCCCAUUGAAGUUUUCGCCAGUAGGUCCACUCUUCACGGCAUCGCCCACAUGUUCACGUACGAGCGGCUGUGCGUGAGGCGCUGCCUGUGGAUUAUCUUCUUCACCGGCUCGCUCUCCUUCCUCGUGUUCGUGUGCGCGGACCGCGUGCGCUUCUACCUGCAGUAUCCGCACGUGACCAAGCUCGACGAGAUCUCGAUCCCGUUGAUGACCUUCCCCGCCGUGACCUUCUGCAACCUCAACUCCUUCCGCUUCAGCCGCGUCACGCGCAAUGACCUGUACCACGCGGGAGAGCUGCUCGCGCUGCUCAAUGGCAGAUAUGAGAUUCGGGACACUCACAUGGUAGAGGAGAGCGUCCUGGAGACCCUGAAAGUCAAGGCUGACUUCCUGACCUUCAAACCGCGACCCUUCAACAUGCGCGAGUUCUACGAUCGAACGGGCCACGACAUCAAGGACAUGCUGCUCUCCUGCUACUACCGCGGGGACAAGUGCAGCGCUGAGGACUUUAAAGUGAUCUUCACUCGAUAUGGCAAAUGCUACACAUUCAACUCUGGCCAGGAUGGACAGCCACUGCGCGUCACCACGAAAGGGGGUAUGGGCAACGGCCUGGAACUAAUGCUGGACAUUCAACAGGACGAGUACCUGCCAGUGUGGGGAGAGACAGAUGAGACGUCUUUUGAAGCCGGCAUCAAAGUGCAGAUCCACACUCAGGACGAGCCGCCUUUCAUUGAUCAGCUGGGAUUCGGAGUGGCGCCAGGCUUUCAGACGUUUGUGUCUUGCCAGGAGCAGAGGUUGACCUACCUGCCCCCUCCAUGGGGCGACUGCAGGUCCGAGCCCAUUGACUCGGACUUCUUUACCACCUACAGCAUCACUGCGUGCCGCAUCGACUGUGAGACGCGCUACCUGGUAGAGAACUGUAACUGUCGCAUGGUUCAUAUGCCCGGAGAUGCUCCAUACUGCACGCCGGAACAGUAUAAAGAGUGUGCAGAUCCAGCUUUGGAUUUCCUGGUGGAGAGAGACAAUGAUUACUGUGUGUGUGAAACACCCUGCAACAUGACGCGCUACGGCAAAGAGUUGUCCUUCGUCAAGAUCCCCAGCAAGGCUUCAGCCAAAUACCUGGCCAAGAAGUUCAACAAGACAGAGCAGUACAUUGCGGAUAACAUCUUGGUUCUGGAUAUCUAUUUUGAGGCUUUGAACUAUGAGACUAUUGAGCAGAAAAAGGCCUAUGAGCUGCCUGGAUUACUGGGUGAUAUUGGUGGUCAGAUGGGUCUUUUUAUCGGAGCCAGUAUUCUGACAGUUUUGGAGCUCUUUGACUAUCUUUAUGAGGUGAUCAAGUACAAGCUGUGCCGCUGCAGGAAGCAGAACCAGAAACGCAGCAACAACAACGACCGAGGAGCCGUGCUGAGCCUGGACAACGUGCAGUGCCAUCCUCCCUGUGAAAACCUGCGCACUCCCUCUACGUAUCCGGCCAACAUCCUACCUCACCAUCCAGGGCAGGGCAACUUCGAGGACUUCACCUGCUGAGUGAGUGAGAGUAGAGUUGGACUCCAGCUCACAGUGUACAACCAAAGCCGUCUGACUACAUCCUCACGAACACCCACCCAUCCCGGACCACACCGAAUCGAUUUUGGCUGGAUGUUUUAACGCACCGCAUUGUGUCAUGUAAAAUAAAAGGAACAUUGAAACCAUGAAAGACUAUUUUACUGUUCCAUAACACAACCAUGUGUGUACUUUUAAAGGAUUUUUGGAACACUGCCUCAAAAGGGAACUCCUUCUUGACGAAGCCUCUGAGACAUGGAACAGCGCAGCUCAAACGGACAGGCUUCCUGUGGGCGGAGUCCCCUGCCUUUACUGUAUAUAACAGCGGAUAUACACCGUCGUAACUGAGUGGCUUAAUUAGAUUGUUAGAAAUAAUGUAGUGCUUAAUCCAUGUAGCAGCAUUCGUGGUGACUGAUGGACUCCAGUGAUGUUCCGCUCACGAUCAGUGUGUCUCAUUUAAGAAUGUAUUUUUCCAACUGACAGGAAACGAUCAACUGUUCGUGGUGACGGAAACUGCGUUCAGCAGUCUAUUGUUCCAUCCAGCUCUCAUCUCGUGACUGCAUGCUUGUAUUCGUCUUCCUGUGCAUGUUUUCAGUUCUUUUCAGUAACCAUUCUUAUUAUUGCCAAGUUUGCCUCAAUUAUAUAUGGGUGUGGGUGUGUGUGUGGUGUUUGGGUGCCUUAACCCUACAACUGUGUGUACUAUGUGUGAUUGGAUUAAUCAUGUGUGUCCUCUGCCUGAGGGGUGUGCGUGUGUGUGUGCUAGAUAUGAUGUGUAUGAUAAUGACAUGACGUGUGUGUGUGUGUGUGUGUGUGUAUGGUUUGCUGCUUAUCAAUGAAUUAUUCUCUCUGUUUCACUUCUGUGAGAUGAUUAUUAUUAUUUUUCAGAAUGAUCACUGUUUCAAACCUCAUAUCGAAGCACAAGACCACCAUUAUGUAAAAGCUGAAGAAAAAGAAAGGCAGGAUCAUAUUCUUUCAGAGACUAUGAUCAUCAUGAUAAUCAGAAUCGUUAUUAUAACUCUAUUAUUCCGAUUUUCGUUUUUCUAUGACCAAAAAAAAAAAAAAGUAGACUUGUUGCCUGAUAGUCCAGUCGCCAUCUUUACAGAUAUUAGACUGUUCUAUUUAUCUAUGAAGGUAUAAUAAAUAUCAUUGAGAGUUUUA
Messenger RNA from Ictalurus punctatus (channel catfish), 4226 nucleotides. RefSeq names its product acid-sensing (proton-gated) ion channel 1b (gene asic1b). NCBI's taxonomy places the organism in Eukaryota, Metazoa, Chordata, Actinopteri, Siluriformes, Ictaluridae. Gene Ontology annotation, biological process: sodium ion transmembrane transport. Gene Ontology annotation, cellular component: membrane. The record is from RefSeq and is a predicted model, not a curated record. The transcript has 11 exons. Bases 1479 to 3053 code for a protein of 524 amino acids.